AUGGAUUUUUCAGAAGCCGCUCGAGGAGGGCGCAGUGGAAGUCGCGGUGGCAGCAGUUCACGAUCGCGCAGUACUUCAAGAAAUAGUGGAUCUAGUAGAUCUAGGUCGUCAGGGGGAAGUAACACCGUUUACAAAACCACCAAAUACACACCGAUCCCAGUUAAGAGUAAGCGUUCGCCGGUCAUUGUAACUCAAACAACAAAGGGCUUGCGCACAAACACUUUUACGAAGGUUUUCGUCGGCUAUAUGGUGGUUCGCUACACUUUAGGCAAUGCCAAAGUUUACCGGUACGGGUAUCCCAUGUACCGAAGCUACGUCACCAUUCCCAAAGACCGAGCUGUGAGGCUUUCCUCUGAAGAAAGCAAACUCAUGGAUGCGGAUGGCAACUUGUGUGUGAACGAAACGAAGAAAGGGGAGAUGCAAAAUCUACGAGAGGGAAUCGACGAAUAUUUACUGGAACUCAACACAACAAUCACGUACAAAAAAACCGGAGAUGUACUCAGACGUACAGGAAUCAAUCAAACGGUGUCUCUGAAGGACAUCAAAGACGAGGAUUUUGUGCUCAUGAGCAAUGCUCGGUACAACACAACCAUCGUAAAUGGAACAAACUGCACACUACUCGAGAAGAAAGUUGAAGGAACCAUGGUGAUCAUGUACCAAACCAAUCCGAAUACCGCGGGCACAGUUUACAUCAGUUGUAAACUGCUUCUCGCUGGAAUUGCGCUUCUUCGUUUUCUUAAUAUGUAAAGAUUCGAAUUUUACUGCAAAAUAGUUUUACUAGUAAUUUGCAACUCGGUACAUUUGUAUUUUAAAGGUAAAUGUUUCUUUAUGUAAAUAAUACUGAUCGAUAUGUAUCCAAAAGCAAUUUUAAUCCAGAUAUUAUUGCAGUUGCAAUAACUCAAUGAUAGUUUUUUUUUCAAAGCGUUGAUUUAAAUUUUUAAAAUAUUUCAUAUCAACAGUAAUAUGGUAAAUAAGACAAGGCUUGGGACUCUAAAAAGCAUCUGUCUUUUCUAGUGAUAAGUAUGAAAUUAUUAAUAAGUAGGUUUCUUGCUGAGUGACAAUUUAAGAACCUUUCGCGUUAGUAACUUAAUAGUCUUUUUUAAUACUCUGUUUUUUUUUAUAUUUUCGCCGCAGCUUUUUUCCUGCGAGUCAAAAUAAAAUUGACUAUUAAAAUUACUCAUAGACAUUUCAGCCAUGACGCUGAAUUACUUUAUCCCAGUAAAAUUUUACUAACUUUUCAGAAACCGAAAUAUUUGCGUGUAUUUUGGUUUCAGAAAAAUCUUCUGCAGCAGGUAUAGAGGGCACUUUUUCUUCGGUUUUAGAACAACUUUGAGCACGGUUUUCCGACAAGAGUCUGUUUUUUUCGAAAGUUGUUUCUCAGUUUAUCCUCAUCAUGAUCACUUUAUCUUGUUUCAACAUAUUCCAUAUUAUUGGCAGUUUUCCAAUACAGUUUAUAAUUCAUAAAAAUAUUUCCUUUGGCGACACUGGCCAGACACACUGUUUUCAUUAUCUGUCUACAAAUACUACUCCGAAGAAAGUGAGCCAAAAUCAACUAACUCUAGUAUCAUGCCUACACGAGAAAGCAUGGAUCAGCAGAGAAAAAAAAUUCAGGCUAAUAACAAGAUUUCCCUUUUGCUAAAAGCACGGUCAAUCUUCCUGCUUGCGACACAGGCUGAAAUGUCGAAUUGUAUUCCCUUAAAAAAUUAGACUCCUACGUCUGCUUUCGGGCACUUGCGUCCGUUCUCACACGGUUCCGUCCGCUUUCAGCUAAUUGCAGUUGUUUUCUGACACCUGGGCCGUUUUUGAAAGUUUACUUACGACUUCGGACUUUCACAGCCGUUUCCUGCCAAUAACUUCCAAUUUGGACGAUUCUCGGCGAUUUUGCAAGUUCGUUUUCUCGGUUUUUCCGGUUUUUUUAUAUUUUUUUCAGUAUGUUUCCUUUCAUUUUUACGCAUACUUUGGUCUCGCGUUUGUAGAGUUACCGGUAACUUCGCCGACAUGUCUUGGUGUCGGCGAGUUAUCAUGUCGGCACAGUGACUGGUUACCUUUGCUAACCACCGUUGUUGGCUUUGUCGGCAGGGCCCAGUCGAUUAAAGGGCGGAUACCACUAUCCGCCGGAUAAAUCGCUAUCAAGCGGAUAAGUGUCAACAAAACGUAUCGUUCUAUCCAAAAGAUAGAGAUUUAUCUACUGGAUAGCUUAUUGAUCCUACGAACAACCGGAGCCUGGUGAAGACAGCGAGGGCUGAUGAAGUAGUCUGAAAAGGAGACUGGGAAGAAAGCGUUUAUUGGAUAACAUUGCAUAACAAGAUGGCGAACAAACUGAAGGAGAUGGGGGCUGACACGGCAUUCGCUAGAAAACAGCUCGAGAAACAUGGCUGGGCUGAAGGUAGGCAAAGUACUGAAUAGUUUGAUAAUCGAAAUUGAGACUUAAGGUGGAAUGAACUCAUAAAUAUCGUCAACGCAUUAAAAUGAUUAGUGCACAUGGACCGAGAGUCACACACGUGGACAGAACGGGAAUCGUUGAGAGUUCAUUAUUUUUGAAGAGCUCACGGCAUUCUAUUUCGUAUUUCUUUUACUAAGUGAAGAAAUGAUCCUUUACUAAUUUUUUGUCGCUUAUUUUACCCUAUGUUUUCAUUUGCUCAACAAGGGGGGCAUUGGGGCUUAUUACAAACCGCAAAACCGUAGAAAAAAUCAUCCAAAACCGAAAAACCGAAAAAAAAAAUCGAUUAAGACCGAAAACCGCAUGCAAAACUGUCAAAACCGAUACAUUUUCACAUCCCAGUUAUUGAAACCCUGAUCGAUCUGAUUUAUUGGUGACAAGUGGAGCAUACAGAGUAAACUACACUAAUUUCAUUACGGGAUUUAGAUACUAGAAGAUACGAGUGCCAUGGACUUGGCAUUCGUAUCAUCUAGUAUCUGCUUAAAUUAACAGCUGCUCUCUCGAGGACCUCGAGUGUGGUCUCUGCGGACUCAGCAGCUAGUAAUGGAGCCUACUUAAAUUAGGGAAAUUUGAACAAAAGUCCUUGAUAGGAUUGCAAUUUUGCAGUUGCAAAAAGCUAUAGCUCUGGAAAGUUUUCAUGAAAAUCCUUAAUCUACCAUUUCCAUUUGCAAACUAAGACCUGAAAGUUUGGAGAUUCUAUUGGAAUGUUGAAUCAAUCAGUCACACAUGGCCUGUAACUUGGUCACCAACUUCAAGGUGGCGUUGAUAAAGAAACUCUGGCAAUGUUCCAUGCUUAGCUGUACCCUACGUGUAGCCGUACCCUCCCCUCCCCCCCACCAUGGGGAAGGGGAGGGUACAGCUACAUGUAGGCUACCUAGGAAUACCUGCGAUAUUUUAAUUGGUUUGUCAUACAUUCCUCUCGAUAACAUUUGCAUUUAGCAGCUAUUCGAGAUCAGUGGAGGCGUGCAAUUGCUGCUCAGAUUGAAGAGAAACCGGAACCCAAAUAGGUCAAAUAGGAAAAACAGAAAACCACAUCAGAUAUCAAAUCCGAAAACCCAUUAGUAUUUUUUAUGAAAACUGAAAACCAAAUGCUAAAAAAUGGAAAAUCCACAAACCGAAAUGAACAGUAAAACCAAAAAACCGAAGUUUUUGGCAUAAAAACUGAAAAGCCAGUUUAAAAAAUAGCCAAAACCGUAAAACCGAAAAUCCCAAUGCCCAUCUCCUCAAUGCUUAUGUUUGCACUCUCGAGAACAUCAUCAAAUGAACUUCUUUUGCAUAUUAUUCACUUAUUUAUGAAAUAUUUAUUGAUAGUGGUGCCUAUUUUUCUUACUUUGUUGAGAUGGAAAGGUAUAUAAGAGAUUGCAUUGUGAGGAAAUGAAGGACACUGCAUGUUUCAUACAUGUAGCUCACUCCCAUGAGUGACUGAGGCAGAAUCUCUCCUUACCAUAUCUACACAAUAUCAAGCAGAAAAGUAAUGAGAACAUAGAAAAAUAUCAAGUAAGGAGAUUAUUAGUGGAUUCAAUACCAAAUUCUCUUAACAUAACUCAUAAGAAUGUAUGGUUAACAGUAGGGAGAAUUACUAAUGAGAUCUUGGGAGUGAAAGGGUUAAGGAGAGUAAAGACUGCUUGUCCUUAAGCCUUAGGAUUUUUAUGUUUCUUUCACAGGAAAAGGUCUAGGUAAAGAGGAAAGUGGGAUUUCUAAAGCAAUCAAAGUCAACAUUAAAACCGAUACUGCUGGGGUAAUGCACAUACAUGUAUAUCAUCAGUUGUCUUUAUUUAGUGUAUUUCAUAUCAGUCUGACAAGAAUGUAAAGGGGUAAGUGCUGCGUCAUUGAGAGAGUAUAACAGGGUUAUUUAGUUGCAUUUUCAACUGAGUUGAUAGCAUGAAUUGGCCACUAUAAAGAGUUUCAGAGCUAACAUUUUGAGCAUUAGCCCUUAGUCGGAGGGACUUCACUCUGACAAAGGGCUAACCCUCAGCUUUGAAACUCUUUACGGUGGCUAAUUUAUGUUAUAAACUCAGUUGUUAAUGCUAAAUUACCUUGGUGAAAAUGAAGUUAUUGAUGAAGACCACAGUGCCCACUGAAAAUGAACAACCUCUGAAACCUUUGUCUGGAUUGAAACCUUAAAAAACAUAAGAGUUGAUUUUUUUUCAUUAGUAACAAACAGAAGAUUUCUUUUGUGGAUUUUGUAAUAUAACUUUCUUUUUUUUUUUAACUUGGCUUUACUAAAGAAGGAGGUGGUUGAAACCUACCAACACUCAUAGACAGAAGUAUAAGUGCUGAUCAACCCAACUACUUGCCCAUACUUUUUAAAACAUUUUAACCACAGUUUUCACUUUUUCUUGUAACUGGGAAACAAUAAUGCACAUGAAGUCUUGGUGAGCUGUGAAACAGUGUUCUAAAGAAUUUAUUUGUAAGGGUAUUCACCUGAUUAUACCUCACUCUUUUUUGACAGCAGAGUUUGUAACUUCUCUAUCUCUCUCUCCUCGUAAUUUAUUUAUAUACUUAAUUAGUUUUCUUGUAUUUCUCUUUUUUACAAUAAGGUUGGCUAUGAUGCUGGUGAUCAGUUUAGUUUCCACUGGUGGGAUCAUGUCUUCAACAAAACAGCAAAGAGUAUAGUGGUACAGGAGAGCAAUGUAAGUACAUGUAACAGGGUAAUGUAGAGUUAUCGACUGAGUGAUUGAAGGGGUAAAGCUGGAAAUGUCAGCUUUGAAACUCUUUGGUGGCUAAUUUAUGCUGUCAACUCAGUUUAUAAUACCAAUUUACCCUGUUAUACUCUCUUACCAACACAGCACCACAGUUUCUUUAGAAACUUACCCCUUUGUUCAUAAGUACAUGUAAAUCUGCAGAAAUGGAAAUAUACUAGCAUUUUUGUGCCAAAAGAUCUAUGUGGGACUUUUUGGCUUUUAGCUUUGUACCCAUUUUGAUCUUUGAUUGGUCAAAAAACCUUUCCCCAUAUUUUCAACCCAUCAAAUGCAAGAUCAAAACCAUUUGUGCCUUGGUUAUCCAUAUUUUCCUCUGCUUCAAAUUAAAACCUGUAGAGCUCUUACAAGGCAAAGGGGGUAGUAUUUCUAUUUUAUGCCUCUCUGAAAGAGUUCUCUUAUCAUUUUAACCCUUUUAAAGAAGUAAUUUGACUCUAUUUGAGGCAUAAUGACCACAAGUGUCUAAAGUGGAUGGAUGUCAACAUUAACAAAUCGUUUUUUAUUGCUUGACUAAGGAAACUGAGGUUUGAUGGAGCAUCAUGGUCACCCUUAACUGGGCCCCAACCGCCUGUUUGUGUUGUCAUCCACCUGUAUUGAAUGGUCACAUAAAGUUGAACCACUCAAAUAAAACUAAGAAUAAACUUUCAAGCAAAAUUUAAGCCAGUUUUAUCUCCAUAAAUCAAUUUUAGUAGUAUUUUUGAGCAAAUGUUUGGACAUUAAGUGGUUACACAUAAUUAUAGCAUACAAUGACGUUGUUUUUCAAUGCCCCUUGUCUGAAGAAGGUGUAUUAAGCAGUCACCCAGCCAUUCCUUAUGGGUGACCACUUAAUACAAGUUUGACUGCAUUUUGUAUAUUUUGUCUAAAUUGAAAAUUACCUGAAUUUAUGGUCAUUAACAAAUUCUUAAUUGUUAUUUCCAAGUUAUUUGCUCUAAACAUAAAAAAAUUUUGACUUGAUAUUGAAGUAUUGCAGUAUUUGGCUACUUUUUUUGCAUUAUUGUCCUAUAUGUAUGAGCUACAUUUUUGUGAAAUGUUGUGGUGAGGUGUUGCGGUUCCCCUGUCAUCACUGUCUGUCAAAAGCUAGCAGUGUAGAAGUUGAAAAGAUCUUCAAGGAUUUUCAACAUAAUAUUGCAAGAACAACAAUUCAAGGUCCAUUUAUGUAUGAACCACAAAGAACAAAAAACACAAGUCAUAUAAGAAAUGCAACAGUGUGUCAUUUUGUUUUGUUUUUUCUCGUCACAUGCACAGGAUGGAGUAGAAGUAGUGAAGUCUGGUAAAGAAUCGUGUGUAAUUAGUAGUAAAAGACCAAGCAAGAAUUCAAACAAACCACUGUUAUAUGGCAGAUUUGUCAAGGUAUUUAAUAUUUGUUUUUGAAUAUUAUUCCUUAUUCUCUGCUUAGGCUUAGUUAAAGCCUUUCACUCCUGGGAGAAACCAAUGAGCAAGUGUAAUUUCUGUCAACCUCGUCAAGACAUUGCCUACCAGAAAAGCAAGGGUUUCAAUAACUUUUUCCAUAAGUGGUUGCUAAGGGCGUGACAGAUAGCUGUGUCCAGAAAAGUGCUUACAGACUGAGCAGAUCUACAGUGAGUCUCACAGGUGGUAGUAUACCACUGAUAACCAGCUUUCAUUGAAACCCCUGGAAAGGUGAUGAAACUGAAAAAUAUAAACUACGGGAUAUUGUUGGCUUUGUACUUAAUUCUCAGAAAUGUAUGGCAGAUAUUUAGGAGAAUUUCAAUGGAGAUCUUGGGAUUGAAAGGUUUACCAACUACUUGAGGAAAGAAAGAAUAAUGCUCCAUUCUUCAGAAGUUACUGUAGAUAACUUCUCAAAAUAUUCACUUGUCAAAACAAAACAAAAGCAUAUAUUCACUUGUCAAAACAAAACAGAAGCAUCUUAUUUCAUCUUUUCUUAACACUAUAAACAGAGAAUCCCUCCAUAGAGCAGUCAACAUUUGGAACAAUUUAGACAAAGACUUUAAAGACUAAAUAGUUAUCUUUAACAUCAUUUUAAAAAAAAAUGUUGAAAACGCACAUGUUAGAGAAUUAUUUUAAUUGACCGCUUUUUAUAAUUUUAUUCAUUUUUUAUUAUAAUGUUCUGUUAAUUAAUUAAUUAUACUGUUUAGUAUUGACAAGCCCCCCCCCCCUGGGAAUUACUAAUAAAGUAUAUAUGUAUGUAACUCUCAAAUAACUUAUUUUCCAUGUGUCAAAUAUCAGAUUGUCACAAAAAGCUAUUGCAAAUACAUUUACUUCCCAGUGUCUUUUCCUACUCAUGCACAUGAUCAGAAAUAUCGUUUUGUUUCAGUUGGCUCUCAAUUAUUAAUUUUGCUUUCUGUCUUUGCAGGCUUCCAGUCAAACUCCAAAAAGAGCACUCUCUGAUUCUGAGGAAGACACAGAUGAAGAACGUGAUUUCUCAAAUUUGUAUGUUAACUAUAUUCCUUGUUCUAUUCUAUUUAUUGUCACUCUACCUUGAUGUUCCAGCCCAGCAGGCAUUUCUCUUUUUCAAAGUCAUCUUACUUCAUAUGCGUGCGUAGUUUUAGACAUUAAAUGACACAUAUUGAUAAUAGCUGUUUUCUGUUCAACCACACAACUGUGAGGGGGUCUCUGCCUUCAUGGGCGGAAAUUUAGGGUCACUCAAAUGUUAUGAAUGGGUUGCUUUUCUUGUUUAAGUGAAUGACUGACUUUGCCAACUUACUCAGGUGCCUCAUAGCAUACUUAAAUUGAAAACUGUGGGUUGUUCAUUUUGAGUCACAAAACACCACUGAGGCACUGAAGCACGUGUAUGUAGGCUUCAAGAACUUGCUGUAAAACAUGUGAAAACACUGCAUUGAGGGAUGAAAUUUUUCAUAUACUUUUCAAAUGCUUUUCCUUUGCCUCUUGCAUGGCAAAUUUUGCUUGCAUGUAAAAUUUUCAGGUGAAAUAAGAUUUAAAACCUUGUGAAGACUAUGCUGAGAUCUUACCUUGAUUACAAAUGCCUGAAUACUCACAAAUAUGCGUGAAAUUCACCAGAAAGAUCUAGGAAUAUCCUAGCAGAGUAGCUGACGAAAAACAUGAAGAACCAGCUGCAUAGUGACCGGCUGUCAGCUACUUUUGACAACCCUGCCAAUCCCACUUUUUUUUUCAAUCCUAAUGAUUAAUUAUUGUAAUUUCUUUUUAUACUUUUAGAAGCACCGAGGAUAAAGUUUUUCAAGCCUGUGGCGGUAGAACAGCUCACAAGUAAGCGAGACUUUCUUACUGAAGCUUGGACUUAUUGAAAUUGUAAUUUACAAUGAUAUGCUUAUUGAAAGGGCGUUACAACUUGAGCCGGUGAUACACUCGGCGACUUUUAUACCAGUUAGCUAAAAUCGCCGGAUGUGCCCGGUGCAGCGAUUGAGAUUUACGCCGAUCGCCGCGAUCGGGGUAGAAAAUUGCCGAUAACUGGCAUUUCGGAUACGGGUAACUUUAGCUGGUGAUGUUAUCCGCCUCGAUCGGUGAGGAACAUCGCUAAGUAUGUCACUGGCUUUAGGCUCUAAUUAAUGAAAUACUAUAAUUUGUUACCAAGUGGUAGAGCAUCGAAGCGCAGAAUCCGAAGGUCUGAGGUUCGAUUCCUCAUGGGGACUCCGAAUUUUUUAUUUGUCGCACGCCCGUGACAAGACGAAAAACAUCUUUCUUAAGGAGCAUAUUGUUGUAAAAGAUACAUAGAUGUGUAGACGUAGAGACUAGUGCACAGUAAUCUAGAGGAAUCAAUUUCAAUCCUGUCAAAGCCUGAAAUUCUUUCAGGUUUCUUUUGGGUACCGUAAGGCCUCAUUCGAACUUCGGAUUCCUAUUCGAUAACUCUACCUUGAAGGCUUUUUUGGUUUCAGAUUGAUUUUCAAGGGUGUUACCGGGGCAUCUAUGGAAUAAUGGGCCAAGCUCGGGAUCCAUUAAGGGACUACUUUUCGUUUGCUGUCUAAGUCUUGACCUAUAGAGUCCCUCCUAAGUCAAAGAAGGGACGGAAAAUGUGUUGAGCGAUUUGAUGAUGAUUAUUGGGGUGAACUAAGCCGCGAGUGCGCGGUAUAUGAAGACUAAAACUCAUCUUACAUUUGUCAUGUCCUCAGAGCUGCUCGACAUGGGUUCCGGUUGAAUGGCAAACUCCAGCGAGUUCUGGAACAGGACAAAAUAGCUAUGGCAACAAACAGGUGAUUUAGAGUUGCGUUAGCUUACGCGUAAAUUUUUAAACUAACGUGAGUAAAUUGUGCUAAGAUGGUAAAUUUGACAUGUUUUACCUAAACAUGUGUGAAUAAUUUACCACUUAGUUACGGAUGCCUAAGUUGCGAAAACGGCUGUGAGAAGAUUUUUCGUUUGCAACGCCAAAUUUGAAUUGUUAAAACAAGAGCUUUCUAGUUGAUCGGUGUUGCUAAAAAUGCAGCGAAAGGAGUUGGGUUCGUCAUACUGUCGUCUUUUAUUUCUGAAAAACAUCUGUGCUUAAGAUCUCGUGUAGGAGUGUUUACUUCAAUUGACUUGUGAAAUAAUCCUGGACUGUAUGGCUUUUUCCUAACGUGGCCGAGGAUACUUGCUCAUAACUCUCAGAUUCAAAACUAAAACCGAUAGCAACCUGGUCUCUGGCGUUUUCCCGCGCUUAGCAUUGGGUUCUAACAACCUUUCGGUGCUUAGGAAAAAGCUUGCCAAAUGAUUGAUUCAGAUCUAACAGCACUAAAAGAAGCUGAAUUCAGAGAAACAGCGCAACAUACGUAACCAGAGAAGAAGCAGUGUGCCAGAUUCUUCAGGAUUACCUUUGAGACGCAAUUGAAUUUUCAAAUGUCUCUAAGUCAUUCUUUGCCUAAGUUGUCCCAGGGAAACAUGAGACUGUAAAUUGGAUAAAGGGUAGGGUCUAUUCCGGACCCGUAUGUGUGCUGUUGACUUCAUAGAGGGCCAACGAUAGCGUUUAGCCUACUGAAUUUAAUACUAGUGGUAGAUCUUACGGUUAAGCAAGUUGCUUAUUCGGAUUAAUAUGCCAAGGGAGCAUUGCUUCAUGGAGAGAACUUGAAAAGAAAACAAAAAUUGAAAAACUCCUAGAUCUCAAGAAACGUUUAUAGAUGAAGAGCAUUUAGGCGACAUACAAACUCGAGAAGAAAUAGUGCACAAGAUUCUUGCGAAACAAACCAACAAACCAGUUCCAGUUGUUCGAAGGGUGAAUAACGCCCUCCACCAGAUAAAUCUCUAUCCGGUGGAUAGUGCAGUAAGUUUUGUUAACACUUAUCCGCUGGAUAGCGUUAUCCGCCCUUUAUACAACUGGGCCCAAGACAAACCGUGAGGGUGCGAGAUUCUUGCGUAACAGACAAGAAAACUACGGCAGAAACAGUGCGUGAGAUUCUUGCGUAACAGACAAGCGAACUACAGAAGAAACAUUGCGCGAGAUUCUUGCGUAACAGACAAGAAAACUACAGAAGAAACAGUGCGCGAGAUUCUUGCACAACAGACUAACAAACCCAGGGAAUAAAUUGUGCGCGAGAUUCUCGCAUGACAGACAAGCAAUUUACACAAGAAACAAUACACGAGACUAUUGCGUAACAGACCAACAAAUCAAAGAAGAAAUGGUGCGCGAGAUUUUGGCGUAACAGAUAAGCAAACUACAGAAGAAACAGUGCGCGAGAUUCUUGCUUAACUGACAAACAAUCUACAAAAGAAAUAAUGCGCGAGAUUCUUGCAUAAUAGACAAGAAAACCACAUAAGAGACAGUGCGCGAGAUUCUCGCGUAACAGAAAAGCAAACUAAGAGAGAGGCAGUGCGCGAGAUUCUUGCACAACAGACCAACAAACCCAGGGAAUAAAUUGUGCGCGAUAUUCUCGCGUGAUAGACAAGCAAUUUACACAAGAAACAAUACACGAGAUUCUUGCGUAACAGACCAACAAAUCAAAGAAGAAACGGUGCGCGAGAUUUUGGCGUAACAGAAAAACAAAUUACAGAAGGAACAGUGUACGAGAUUCUUGCGUAACAAACUAACAAACUACAAAAUAAUUAAUGCGCGAGAUUCUUGCAUAACAGACAAGAAAACUACAGAAGAGACAGUGCGCGAGAUUCUCGCGUAACAGAAAAGCAACUACGAAAGAGGUUGUGCGCGAGAUUCUCGCGUGACAGACAAGCAAUUUACACAAGAAACAAUACACGAGUACUUACGUAACAAACCAACAAAUCAAGACAGACAAGCGAACUACAGAAGAAACAUUGCGCGAGAUUCUUGUGUAACAGACAAGCAAACUGCAGAAGAAACAGAGCGCGAGAUUCUUGCGUAACAGACAAGCAAACUGAAGAAGGAAAAGUGCAUGAGAUUCUUGCACAACAGACCAACAAACCCAGGGAAUAAAUUGUGCGCGAGAUUCUCGCGUGAUAGACAAGCAAUUUACACAAGAAACAAUACACGAGAUUCUUGCGUAGCAGACCAACAAAUCAAAGAAGAAAGGGUGCGCGAGAUUUUGGCGUAACAGAUAAGCAAACCACAGAAGUAACAGUGCACGAGUUUCUUGCGUAGCUGACAAACAAACUACAAAAGAAAUAGCGCGCGAGAUUCUUGCGUAACAGACAAGCAAACUGCAGAAGAAACAGAGCGCUAGAUUCUUGCGUAACAGACAAGCAAACUGAAGAAGGAAAAGUGCAUAGGACUCUUGCGUAACAAACCAACAAACCAGAAACAAUCCGUGCCCGAGAUUCUUACGUAACAGACAUGCAAACUACAGAAGAAACAAUGCACGAGAUCCUGGCGUAACAAACCAGAACAAACAAUCCGCGAGAUUUUUGCGUAACAGACGAGCAAACUUCGAAGAAACAGCGGACGAGAUUCUUACGUAACAGAAAAGCAAACUACAGAAGAAACAGUGUACGAGAUUCUUGCGUAACAAACUAACAAACCAGAACAAAUAGUGCACGAGAUUCUUGCGUAACAGACAACCAAACUACAGAAAAAAAACACUGCACGAGAUUCUUGCAUAACAAACCAACAAACCAGAACAAACAAUGCGCGAGGUUUUUGCGUAACAGACAAGCAAACUACAGAAGAAACAAUGCACAAUGUUCUUGCGCAACAGAGAAACAAAACCAGGGAAGAAACUGUAGGCGAGGUUCUUGUGUAACAGAAAAGCAAACUACGAGAGAAACUGUGCGCAAGAUUCUCGCGUAAUAAGCAAGCAAUCUAUAGAAGAAACAAAGCACGACAUUCUUGCGUAACAAACCAACAAAUCAGAACAAAACAGGGCGCGCGAUUCUUGCAUAACAGACCAACAAACCAAGGGAAGAAACUGUGCGCAAGAUUCUCGCGUAACAGACAAGCAAACUUCAGGAGAAAGAAUGCACAAGAUUCUUGAGUAACAAACCAAAAAAUCCGAGAAGAAACAGUGCGCAAGAUUCUUGUGUAAGGAACAAACACACCCAGGGAAGAACUGUGCGCGAGAUUCUUGGGUAACAGACAAGCAAAACUACAGAAGAAACAGUGAGCGAUAUUCUUGUGUAACGAACAAACAAAUCCAGAAAAGAAACUGUGCGCGAGAUUCUUGCGUAACCGACAAGCAAAUUUAAAACAUAACAGUGUGCAAAACUCUAGCCCAUUAAAAAAGAUUUGUGCGUAAAAAUGAUAAAGAAUCCAGGAGAAAAAACAGUGCACGAAACUCUUGCGUAACAAACAAAUAAUCCGGAGAAAAAAUAGUGCACGAGACUCUUGCGUUGCAAACAAACAAUCCAGAGAACAGACAGUGCGCGAAACUCUCGCGUAACAAACAAACAAUCCAGAGAACAAACAGUGCUCAAGAACCUUGCGAAACAAACAAACAAUCCAGAGAACAGACAAAGCACGAGACUCUUGGAUAACAAUCCAGAGAACAGACAGUGCACGAGACUCUUGGGUAACAAACAAACAAUCCAGAGAACGAACAGUGCACGAGACUCUUGCAUUGCCAACAAACAAUCCAGAAAACAGACCGUGCGCGAGACUCUCGCGUAACAAACAAACAAUCCAGAGAACAGACAGUGCACGAGACUCUUGGGUAACAAACAAACAAUCCAGAGAACGAACAGUGCACGAGACUCUUGCAUUGCCAACAAACAAUCCAGAGAACAGACCGUGCGCGAGACUCUUGCGAAACAAACAAACAAUCCAGAGAACGAACAGUGCACGAGACUCUUGGGUAACAAACAAACAAUCCAGAGAACAGACGGUGCACGAGACUCUUGGGUAACAAACAAACAAUCUAGAGAACGAACAGUGCACGAGACUCUUGGGUAACAAACAAUCCAGAGAACAGACUGUGCGCGAGACUCUUGGAUAACCAACAAACAAUCCAGAGAACAAACAGUGCGCGAGACUCUUGCGAAACAAACAAACAAUCCAGAGAACGAACAGUGCGCGAGAUUCUUGAAUAACAAACAAACAAUGCAGAGAACGAACAGUGCGCGAGACUCUUGGGUAACAAACAAACAAUCCAGAGAACAGACGGUGCACGAGACUCUUGGGUAACAAACAAACAAUCUAGAGAACGAACAGUGCACGAGACUCUUGCGAAACAAACAAACAAUCUAGAGAACAGACAGUGCACGAGACUCUUAGGUAACAAACAAACAAUCUAGAGAACAGACAGUGCACGAGACUCUUGGGUAACAAACAAUCCAGAGAACAGACUGUGCGCGAGACUCUUGGAUAACAAACAAACAAUCCAGAGAACAAUCAGUGUGCGAGACUCUUGGGUAACAAACAAACAAUCUAGAGAACGAACAGUGCACGAGACUCUUGGGUAACAAACAAACAAUCUAGAGAACAGACAGUGCACGAGACUCUUAGGUAACAAACAAACAAUCUAGAGAACAGACAGUGCACGAGACUCUUGGGUAACAAACAAUCCAGAGAACAGACUGUGCGCGAGACUCUUGGAUAACAAACAAACAAUCCAGAGAACAAACAGUGCGCGAGACUCUUGCGAAACAAACAAACAAUCCAGAGAACGAACAGUACGCGAGAUUCUUGAAUAACAAACAAACAAUGCAGAGAACGAACAGUGCGCGAGACUCUUGCGAAACAAUCCAGAGAACGAACAGUGCACGAGACUCUUGCGAAACAAACAAACAAUCCAGAGACAAACAGUGCGCGAGACUCUUGAAUAACAAACAAACAAUCCAGAGAACGAACAGUGCGCGAGACUCUUGCGAAACAAUCAAACAAUCCAGAGAACGAACAGUGCGCGAGACUCUUGCGAAACAAACAAACAAUCCAGAGAACGAACAGUGCGCGAGACUCUUGCGAAACAAACAAACAAUCCAGAGAACGAACAGUGUACGAGACUCUUGUGAAACAAACAAACAAUCAAGAGAACAAACAGUGUACGAGACUUUGGAAGAGAACAAAAAGUACGCGAGACUCGCGUAACAAACAAACAAACAAGAGAACAAACAGUGCGCGAGACUCGCGUAACAAAGAAAGAAAGCAGUGAACAAACAGUACGCGAGACUCGCGUAACAAACAAACGAGAGAACAAACAGUGCACGAGACUUGCGUUACAAACAAACAAACAAACAAGACAACAAUUAGGACGCGAGACUCUUGCGUAACAAACAAACAAACAAUCCAGAGAACAAACAGUGUACGAGACUUUGGAAGAUAGUUACAUAACUUUAAACAGACUAAAAACCAUACAGUGCGCUAGAUAUUUUCCUAACAAUUAAAUAAACCCUCUCAACCGAUCUAAAGCCAGUCAUCACUUGGUCAUUUGCACUCCCUCGGUUGGAGCUAUAUACACGAGGUUUUCUUGGUGCUAUUAUCAGCUUUUUGUUGUAUUUACCCUUGUUGACUGGACGUUUUGUAUUUUGCAAUAUUCAUUCGAAAUUUUUACUCGUUGUGGGAACAUCUACUAACCUGUCCCACUCUUGCGUUUGCCUUUUUAGCUGUAAAAGCACAACAGAGGAGAGUUGCGAUGCCAAUGUUAAUUCUAAGGAAAAUUGCAAGGAACAGAAAGUUAGGGAAAAGAAAAACAAGAAGUCGAAGAAAAAAGAAAAAGAGCGUAAAAGUGGAAAAAUAAAGCGAAAAUAUACAGAAACAAGAAACGGACAGAAUUUUACGGAUGAGCGUGGUACUAAUGAAGGCGAUACGGACAACAAACAAACAAAAAAGAAAAAGAAGGCAAGAAAAGUGACUACAUAGUGCAAUUAUAUAUUCACGUACAACCAUUUAUAAUUGGUCGGAACCGUACCACGUUACCCACACAGUACAGUCCGAAAUCGGAUCAAACUGUUAAAAAUCAGACAGAACAGUUCAAAAGAACACGAAACCUUUUGAAACCAAAUGGAACAGCUCCAGAGAGAGUGAAAGCGCGCUAAUAGAAACUCCUCCACAAUCAGAGAGUACCUCUGAAAUUGAACCGAACAAACUG
Pocillopora meandrina is the source of this 15491-nucleotide messenger RNA. The record is from the annotation of a GenBank genome assembly. Lineage: Eukaryota; Metazoa; Cnidaria; Anthozoa; Scleractinia; Pocilloporidae.